Messenger RNA from Hyalella azteca, 5754 nucleotides. Its product is annotated as serine/threonine-protein kinase PRP4 homolog. The coding region runs from base 113 to 3592 and encodes 1159 amino acids. NCBI's taxonomy places the organism in Eukaryota, Metazoa, Arthropoda, Malacostraca, Amphipoda, Hyalellidae. Gene Ontology annotation, molecular function: protein serine/threonine kinase activity; ATP binding. The transcript has 17 exons. The record is from RefSeq and is a predicted model, not a curated record. Gene Ontology annotation, biological process: mRNA cis splicing, via spliceosome; peptidyl-threonine phosphorylation; peptidyl-serine phosphorylation.
UAUGGCUUGAAAAAUACAAUUUAGUAUUGUAUUGUAUUUUCAUUCAUUGUAUACAUCAGUAAGUAUUCAGUAACCAGCAUCCAACAGCAUUACAGCAGUAAAAAAUUUCAAAAUGAGUGCUGAUGACCUCUCAGAUGUGUCAAGUGCAUCAGAUAUUGAAGAAAUUGGCGUAGUGGGCACUGUGGCCAGCCGUCAUUCUUCUUCUGCCAGCAGACACAAGCAUAAAAAGAAACAUCACAGACACCAUAGACGUCAUUCACACAAGCGGAAGCAUUAUAGACACAAGUCAUCAAGUCGUAAAGAGAAGAAGUCACACAAGCACAAGAGUCGGUCACGUCAUCGCCACAGUGGCAGCAGCAGCAGUUCAACUGAGGAGUCAGAUGAUGAGGGAGCUGAUGGCCAUGCUGCGGAGAGCGUGGCUGAUGGUGCCACUGCAGCACGUCACAGAUCAUCUGUGCCUGAGAUGAACAACAAGAGUUCCACACUGAGCAAGGUGCAGCAGUCAGCUGCAGCUUUAGUAGCUGCUGCUGCUGCUGCUUUAUCAGAUGAUGACAGUGAUGAUGAUCUUGACUUGGUUGAUGAUUUGUUGGAAGGCUCGGUACAAGCUGCUGGCUCUGCAAAGACGGCUGACAGAACUCCAGUUAAGGAGUUUACUAUGAAAGGAGGUUGGGGCGUAGAGGACAACUCCAACGAUUCUCAUGUCGUUGCACAGCAUGAUGGGCGAGGUGUACAGAUUAGCAAGAAUGGAGACCUCCAUUCCCUCACCAUCAACGUCAUGAAUGAAAAAGUUUCUAGACAGGGGUUGCCGAGUCUCAAUGACUCCAGUCCAAUGCUGCAGAACAUUGAUUCCGACUCAAAUAUUUCAUCGGCCAUGAUGACUCGUUGCAGCAGCAUCCCUCCACCUGAGGAUAUUGAUCUCAACUCAUCAGACAUGAUGCCUAUUGAUGACAUCAACCUUGAAGACUUGAUGAAACAAAAGGCUGCCCUACAAGCGGUGCUUGGUGCCUACAUGUCAGAAGGUGGCGAGGACUCUGACACUUCUACCCACACACCUCCUCCUCCCCUGGCCAUGGACCAGCCUCCACUGCAACAUGAAGAAGAAGAAACCAACGACGCUGAACUGAUGCUCGAAGCUGAGCUUGAGGCAAGCAUGGACCUCCAGAAGAAACUCAAAGAGCUCAGAAACAAAGUAGAGCAAGAGAGGGUUCAAGUUUCUGCUGUACCAGAGCGAAGCGCGAGACCUGACAAAAGACAGGAUAAAAAAGUGGAGAAGGAAGAACCUAAAGUUGUUACGAUCUUGGACUCUGACGAAGAAGAGGAGCUUGCUAAGAAAAAGAAGAAGGAAGACAAGAGAUCAAAGAAGCGAAAAAGAAGCAGGUCGACGAGCGCCGACAGAGACAAGAGGGCGCGACGUGGCGACGGCCGGCGGGACAAAUCCUCGAGGAGCGACCGCAGUUCCCGCAAAGACAGGGACGAGCGAGACAGAAAGCGGCGCGAAGAGAGGGAGAAGCGAGAGCAGGAGAGGAAGGAACGUGAAGAGCGCGAGGAGAAGAGAAAGAAGGAAGAAAUUGAGAGAAGAGAGAAGGAGCGUGAAGCUCGCCACCGCGAGUUCUUGGAGCGCGAGGAGCGGCGCAAGAAGGAGUGGCAGCGGCGUAUGGAAGAGCGUCGUGAGCGCGACAAGCGGCGGGAGGAGCGCGCCAAGCAGUUCGAUGAAGAUCGCGCUAAGCGGGGACGGCGAUCUCGCGACCGCUCGCGCGAGGGCGAAGGGUUGAGUGAAAUUCCCCGAAGCCACGAAAUAGAUCGAGAGCGUGAGCGACAGAAAGAAGCGAUCUUUGGCAAAACAAAAGAGUCUUCAUCGGAAUCUGAGGUGGCCGACAUAAGCUUCGAUGAAGACGAUGAAGAGGAAACCGAGGAGCAGAAAAUCGAGAGGAUGAGGAAGAGACGUGAAGCGCUCUAUAAGAACCUCGGCCUCGAGAAAGGAUCGGCCAGUAACACUCCUUCCAACACAGCGCCCGUGUCUCCAGCCCCUGCACAGCCCCAGCCUGAACGGCCGGAAGCUACGACUGACCUCGUCACAAAUGGAAAAGAAGACUUAAGACCUUCCACUCCGGAGGUAGCAGAUUGCACGACUUCUAGCAAGAGAAGCUCGAGAUCUUCAUCCCGGAGCAGCAGAAGCAGCAGCAGCAGCAGUAGCAGUUCUAGCAGCUCAACUUCCAGCAAAACUCCAGAAAAGAGUGAAGCGCGUGCUAGGGGAGAAAAGGAUAUCUCGUUGGUGGAGCAAAAUAUUUCAGAAGCUCCUAAAGGCACUGGUGAGCCCACUGUGCGUAAAGUAGAAAAACGUUCGCGUUGGGACACUCGCCGGUCACCUCUCAAUGAUUCAAACGCUCAAACCGAGCACACCAAUGGCGUCACUUCAGACAAAGCCCGCGCUGAUGAUCACAAACAAGAGAAGUUACAGAAGAGUUCAGACAUGUUCUGCGAGAAUGAUAUGUUCGGCGACAAUUUCAUUGUAGACAAAACAAGCGCUUCUGUUGCGGGUAAACUUGAAAAUCCCAACCUGUUAGAUAACUGGGAUGAUGCUGAAGGAUAUUACAGGGUCAGAAUUGGCGAAGUCCUCGACCAUCGGUACACAGUGUACGGCUACACGGGCCAGGGUGUGUUCUCUAACGUGGUGCGCGCACGUGACGGCGCACGCGGCGGUCAGGACGUCGCCAUCAAGAUCAUCAGGAACAACGAGAUCAUGCACAAGACGGGCAAGCGGGAGUUGAAUAUUCUGAAGAGCCUUAACGACGCUGAUCCAGAAGACAAGUAUCACUGUCUGCGGCUUUUCCGGAACUUCUUCCACAAAAACCACUUGUGUCUCGUUUUUGAACCUCUUUCCAUGUCGCUGAGAGAGGUUCUGAAGAAGUACGGCAAAGACGUCGGCCUGCACAUAAAGGCCGUGCGCUCAUACAGCCACCAACUGUUCUGCGCCCUCAAGCUGCUGCGCAAGUGUAACAUCAUCCACGCCGACAUCAAACCAGAUAACAUUCUUGUCAAUGAAAAGAAGCUGGUGCUGAAGCUCUGUGAUUUCGGUUCAUCUUCCAAAGUGACCGAGAAUGAAGUGACUCCGUAUCUUGUGGCUCGAUUCUACCGCGCUCCUGAAAUUAUCCUCGGUAUAGCGUACGAGUUUGGCAUCGACUUGUGGUCGGCAGCUUGCACAAUCUUCGAGCUGUACACGGGCAAAAUUAUGUUCCCGGGUAAAACUAACAAUCAGAUGCUUAAGUUAUUCAUGGACCUGAAGGGCAAGAUGCCUAAUAAACUCAUCCGUAAAGGCGCGUUCAAAGACCAGCACUUCGAUAACGUCUGCAGCUUCCGCUACCGCGAUGUGGACCGGGUCACCGAGCGUGAGAAAGAGGUCGUACUUGCUACAAUAAAUCCGACGCGUCAACUUCUCCCCGAGCUUCUGGGUGAUACAAACCUCCCUGAAGACCAGGCGCGCAAGGUGUGCCAGCUCAAAGACAUCCUCGACAAAUGCCUCAUGCUCGACCCUACCAAGCGAGCAACUAUAGAUCAUUGCCUAACUCAUCCCUUCAUCCGUGAAAAAAUUUAAAUGCUAUUGUAAUUAGUAUAUCUCAAAGUUUUCUUUUGUAAAUCUAGCCACAGACAUUCAAUUUAGAAAUCACGAUUAAUUUAUGUCUUACUCGCGUCUUCACCAUGCAAAACCAUUUGCUUCACCCCUUCUUGACAUUUUAAGAUUGAGCAACGUUCACACUCGUGUUGAACGAUCCAGCUCAGAGACAACUGCGGCAAUCGUAUAAGUUAAAUCCGAUGUAGCUGGCUUCUUCAAACAAAAGAAUGUAGAUAAUGUACGUUUUAGAACAUAGGUUUGCAACAUUUCUUGCAGACCUACCCACUAAAAUCGAGAUUUGCUUUUCCAGCAUGUAAUAAAAUAAUAAUACGGAAAUAAUGUGUAGUUCACGUUGUAAUUUGCACCACCAGUUCUUUUCGUCAAGGCUUCCAAUAGUCUGAAAAUUUUCUGACAUCUUAGUGCGGUUUCAGAAAGAACUAAAUUUAUUUUAAUAUUGACGACACUGGAGUGGUAAUUAAAGUAUUAUUCUUGUGUUGUAUUUACGUAUUGUAAUAAUUACAGACGCUAAGUGACGAUAAUCGAAUCCAGUUGAGUAAUAGAAAUUUAGCUUCACACCUCGUUACUUAAAAUGAUUGAAACGACGUAAACGAUUCACACGAAAAAUUGAAAUUCUGUCCUAUGAAAAUAUGCCGGCAAAUUUGGGCUUUUUUUUUUUUUUUUUUUUUUUUUGUCUUGCUUGCUGGGAAUUUCCCUUCAUUGAGCUCAUUCAUUUUGAAAUCAAUUUAAUUUAGAACCCUUUUUAAGUUCGUGUUAUUUUACUUUACGCUUAUAUAUGUUGGUAUUGGAGCUUACUAUUAGUGUCCGAAUUAAAUGUCAAAAAAAUGCCCUCGUGGUCGGGCCUUACUAAAGAACGAAAAUUUAUUGUUCAUGGUAAGAAUUCAAUUAGGAAAUAAAAGAGAGUCGUGCUAUCCGCGAUCCAGUAGCUGCGAAUAACUCGUAUGUAUCAACCAUAAUUCUGUGUAGCAGCCAAUCAAAUUUCGUUCGCAUCUGUCAGUUUAUUGCAUUUGAUCUCCCUAAAUUUAUUCCGUUUGAGAAUCUCUCGAUGGGCGUCGGAGUCUAACUCUGUGCUUGCACUCAGCGGCUCCCUGUAUUUAAAUCGCUCGUAUUACUGAGCUGGCUAUUCCGAGUGACCUUGAGCUGAGCUUAUGGGAGACGGUGAUAAUAUCCCUCCUUUUUAUUUUUCUUAAUAUUGCUGCCAAAACCUAUUGAAGUAUGCACACAAAUUGUGUCGUCAAUGUAGGUAUCACAUGAGCCUUCUGAUGGAUGUAUAAAUUAAGCUUUGUUAAAAUAUUGGCCAGGAUAAGCCGUAUGCGGAAUUGAAAAGAUCGCUUUUUCAGUCCAGCGCGAAUCUUGCAACGCGAAAAUUUAUCUUCUAUAGUAUAUAAUUUUGUUUAAGUCAAUUGAAUGGAACAAUCGAGUCGAAACUGAGUAUUUAUUUGGUAUUUUGUCCAAAAAUUCGAAACAAUUGAGGAUUUUUUAUGGUGUGUGUCGUAAUUACACCGUUAAAUCACAUUUCUUAAUGUGAAUCUUGUUCACAACUUAUUCAUAAAGCCGACUUUUCAUCCAAACUUCGCUCAGACGUCAAAUAAUUUAACUUUAAUCUUGGAGGCAGGACAGUUUAAUGUGUGCAUUUCGAGUGAACGUUGUUAACCUGGAGGAUUGACUAAAGUUUUGUGUUAAUAAGUCAUUAGUGAUAUAUGUUUGAUAAAAGUUCUGAAAAUUCGAGCUUUUUUUUUGCUUCUUUUCAUGGGGCAGUUUUUUUUCAAUUUCAUCGAGUUUUUUUUUCGAAUUCAAUUAAAUGAUCUUUUUUAUGAAAUGUCACAUGUGCUCUUUUUGGCUUGCGGUGAUGCUUUGCUUAAAAAACCGGUGGCUUCGAGUUAAUGAUUCGUCCAAAAACACUUCUGAUAUUGUAUUACAUCUUAUUACUGAACUCGGUUGAAGCUAUGUGCAUGCAUGUACAAAAUAUAAUUCUUCUCUAUUAGGAUCUGAUAUUGAAACUUUUAAGUAAAAAAUACGUAAUCAUGAGCUCAAAUGAUUAAUUUGGUCUGUUGCUGUAUCCGAGGUCCUCUGAUGUGUGCAAGUUAACCACACACUCUGUAAGUAAACCAUCUACUCCAUCAGCA